AAACCCUGCUGGAGGGGGCGGCGAGCGCACCGCACUACCGGCUGCUGCUCCCGCUCUCCCGCCGCUCCUCUCUGCGGCUACCGCGCGCCUCGCCCCGGGCGGCCCAGCGCACUCCUCCGACGCCGAGAUGAAGGUGCUGGGACACAGGCUCCAACUGCUGACAGGGCUUCUGCUCCACGACGUGACCAUGGCUGGGCUGCAGGAGCUGCGCUUCCCUGAGGAAAAGCCUCUGCUCCGUGGCCAGGAUGUGACCGAACUGGAUAACCCUGACGCCUUCCUCUCAGUUGUGGACACAGACUGGAAGGAACAUGACAUUGAGACGCCUUACGGCCUCCUGCAUGUGGUGAUCCGGGGUUCUCCCAGAGGGAACCGCCCGGCCAUCCUCACCUACCAUGAUGUAGGUCUCAAUCACAAGCUGUGUUUUAACACCUUCUUCAACUAUGAGGACAUGCAAGAGAUCACCAAACACUUCGUGGUGUGCCAUGUGGAUGCCCCUGGGCAGCAGGUGGGAGCGUCACAGUUCCCUCAGGGGUACCAGUUCCCCUCCAUGGAGCAGCUGGCUGCCAUGCUCCCGAGUGUGGUGCAGCACUUCGGGUUCAAGUACGUGAUCGGCAUUGGAGUGGGAGCCGGAGCCUACGUGCUGGCCAAGUUUGCGCUCAUUUUCCCUGACUUGGUGGAGGGGCUGGUGUUGAUGAACAUUGACCCCAACGGCAAAGGCUGGAUUGACUGGGCCGCCACCAAGCUCUCUGGCUUGACCAGCACGUUACCAGAUACAGUACUCUCCCAUCUCUUCAGCCAGGAGGAGCUGGUGAACAACACAGAGCUGGUGCAGAGCUACCGGCAACAGAUCUCGAACGUGGUGAACCAGGCCAAUCUGCAGCUCUUCUGGAACAUGUACAACAGCCGCCGAGACCUUGACAUUAACCGGCCCGGGACGGUGCCCAAUGCCAAGACCCUUCGCUGCCCCGUGAUGCUGGUAGUUGGAGAUAAUGCGCCUGCCGAGGACGGGGUGGUUGAGUGUAACUCCAAACUGGACCCAACCACCACGACCUUCCUGAAGAUGGCAGAUUCUGGUGGUCUUCCUCAGGUGACACAGCCAGGGAAGCUGACUGAGGCCUUCAAAUACUUCCUGCAAGGCAUGGGCUACAUUGCACACUUGAAGGACCGAAGGCUGAGUGGAGGAGCAGUGCCCUCAGCCAGCAUGACCCGCCUUGCGCGCUCACGCACCGCAUCCCUCACCAGUGCCAGUUCUGUGGAUGGUGGCCGCCCUCAGCCCUGUGCCCACUCAGAGAGCAGUGAGGGGGUGGGCCAGGUGAACCACACCAUGGAGGUAUCCUGCUGAAGCCCUCAUCCCACUCAAGACACCUGCUUACCUGCCCCCCUAGUCCCACUGUUAUCUCUGCACUGGCUCGUCUUCCCUUUAGUUUAUCUUUGUGAGAGUGAAGGGGAGGGAAUGGGGUUACUUCUCUUUUAUUUACAAAAUGAGGGGAUCCACCUGAGUACAGCAGAACAGUCUUAGAUGGUGCGAGGGGCUCGCCUCAUACACUCCCAUGUCACCCAGCAUGUUCACUGGUUAAUGUGGUCCCUCUCAUCUGCCCACCACGGCCGUGAGGUAGGGCCAGGAUAUAGGAUACAGUAUUGAAGAAAGAGCGUGGUCCACCUCCUGGGGUUUGAAGAUGGUGGGUGAUGAGCUUAGCUUAGGCUCUGCUGUGGGUGGGAUUCAGACCAAUGGGGAGGGUCCCUUUCCUAUAACUCUUGCACCAAGCACACUUACUCUUAAGUAGAGGUGACAGUCAUGAGGAUGGGAGCCACAAGAGGGCGCUCUAAGCAGACUGCCAUUAUCCUGGUGCUUUCUGGGCAGGACAGGUGAUGUAAGGCC
This is a messenger RNA of Acomys russatus (golden spiny mouse), 1879 nucleotides long. It is a transcript of the gene Ndrg4, whose product is annotated as NDRG family member 4. Bases 128 to 1342 code for a protein of 404 amino acids. NCBI's taxonomy places the organism in Eukaryota, Metazoa, Chordata, Mammalia, Rodentia, Muridae. The transcript is spliced from 17 exons. Gene Ontology annotation, cellular component: cytoplasm. Gene Ontology annotation, biological process: positive regulation of ERK1 and ERK2 cascade; signal transduction; brain development. The record is from RefSeq and is a predicted model, not a curated record.